AUGGCUAUCUCCAUUCACUGCAAGUCUUGUUCUGCUAUAACCACCAUUAAUAUACUGCCAUGCCUUCUUCUCAUAUUCCUCACUGUUUUAACCACCUUCUCUUGGAACUCAGUUUCAGUCUCUGCUGCAGCUGUUGAUCAAGUCUCUUAUGCCGAUCAUUGUGCUUCAAUUGUUCCCGAGUCAACCGUGAAACCCUACAAUAUACGACGUGGUUACUUUGGCUAUCCCCUAACAGGUUACUACAAUGGUGGCGGCAGUGGAAUUCUCAUUCCAAAGUCAUCAGAUCAUGUCCAAAACUCAUUUGAAUUCACCCCCUUGAGUGUUAGCGAAACUGAUGUACAAGGCUUAUUCAAGCUCGGAGCACAUAUACGUUUUCUUAGAGCCAGAACAUAUUAG
Molecule: messenger RNA, 396 nt
Organism: Prunus armeniaca (apricot)
Lineage: Eukaryota; Viridiplantae; Streptophyta; Magnoliopsida; Rosales; Rosaceae
Source: the annotation of a GenBank genome assembly